Messenger RNA from Zychaea mexicana, 2224 nucleotides. Its product is annotated as Cupredoxin. Bases 214 to 1869 code for a protein of 551 amino acids. Gene Ontology annotation, molecular function: copper ion binding; ferroxidase activity. Lineage: Eukaryota; Fungi; Mucoromycota; Mucoromycetes; Mucorales; Lichtheimiaceae. Gene Ontology annotation, biological process: reductive iron assimilation; cellular response to iron ion starvation. The transcript has 9 exons. Gene Ontology annotation, cellular component: high-affinity iron permease complex. The record is from RefSeq and is a predicted model, not a curated record.
UAUCGGUGGUGAAUCGGAGCCUCAUUGGAAGAAAACUACAAAUCCAGGAUUCCGGAGCUUUGAUACUUCCGUUAUUAAAGUAAACAAACGGAAAAUUGUUAUGCAUCAACACAAACAUGCAAAAGAAAAAAGAUUGCAUAUAUAAAUCUUAGCAAUAUACGGUCCCUUUGAUAAAUCUAAAGCGUUUUUUCUUAUCCACUGAUCAAGGAAAAAAUGCAUUGGAAGCACGCUCUCGCUGGUCUGGCGGCCAUGUUAACAGUCGCCCAGUCCAAAAUAGUCGAAUUGGAUUGGGACAUUACAUACACUACCGCGAAUCCCGACGGUUUGAUGGAACGCCAAGUCGUUGGUGUGAACGGAAAGUGGCCUAUCCCUCCCAUUGAGGCCAACACUGGUGAUAUUGUACGAAUCAAUGCGCACAACUCUUUGGACUGGGUCACCAGCUUGCACGCUCAUGGGCUACACCAAAAUGGAACGGUUGAUCAAGACGGUGCACCCUUCGUUACAGAAUGUGGUAUCCCACCUGGAGAUAGCCGCACCUAUGAAUAUCAUCUCGAUCAAUCCGGUACUUAUUGGAUUCAUAGUCACGUCAUGGGACAAUACAUGGAUGGCCUACGCACACCAUUCAUUAUACACAACACAGAAGAUCCUUAUCAAGGGAAAUAUGAUGAGGACAUCACCGUCACUGUUUCUGACUGGUACCACAACGAUUCGCGUAUCAAUGCUGCUUGGUUCCUUAGCACUGCAAAUCCUGAUGCCGAUGAGCCUAUUCCGCAAUCUGCCGUUAUUGGGGAUCAACAAAAUCCAAGCUAUUCAUUUGAGCCCGGAAAGACAUACCGUUUGCGAGUGAUCAACAUGAGCGGCUUUUUAACUUUCUACUUUAGCAUUGAUGGUCAUGACUUUGAUAUCAUUGAGGUCGAUGGUGAAUACACUCACCCUUAUAACGCUAAGAACGUAUACCUAUCUGUUGCCCAGCGCAUGUCGAUCCUUGUCAAGGCUAAAGAAAGCACCAAUCUGAACUACAACAUGCACUUUGACAUGGAUUACACCCAAAUGGACGACCCUCCCAAAGAUCUCCAAGUUAAUUAUACUGCCCCUAUAUACUACGAUCGAUCGCACGAUAAGUUUGCACCCAGUGAGGAUAUUGCUAUCAAGAGCAAAUUUGAUGACUUCAAUUUGCGAUCGUUUUGGAAUAUGAAUGCUGUUGAUCCUGACUCACAAUACAACAUAACGAUCGAGCAACAAUUCACCACUGACGGACUGAACCGUGGUAUGGUCAACCGCAUUCCUUUCAUUGGCUCGCCGACGCCUACGCUCUUCACUGAGCUUACAACUGGAGAGCUCGCCAACGACGCCAGGGUUUACGGUCCUCAAGGCAAUGCAUAUAUUACGAAGCAUUUGGACAUGGUCGAAAUAGUUGUUAACAACUUUGACGGUGAUGCUCAUCCAUUCCAUUUGCAUGGCCACAAGUUUCAAAUUGUUGCUCGCAGCACAGAGCAGAACCAGUGGUAUGAUGGCGUCAACAAGGUCGGCAAAUGGAACACAGAGAGCCCUGUCCAGCGUGAUACGAUUCGUGUCCAGGGAUACGGCUUUGCGGUGAUCCGCUACCGCUCAGACAACCCAGGCACAUGGCUUUUCCACUGCCAUAUCGACUGGCAUUUCUUGUCGGGUAUGGGUGUUGUGAUGGUCGAGAAUCCUGACCAAGCACAACAAUCAAUGCCAAUUGAUCCCAAGUUGGCCCAACAAUGCAUCCAGCAAGGUCUAUUCGCUUCCGGAAACGCUGCUGGUAAGGAAGGUCUGGAUCUUGCGGGCGCGCCCUCUGGAAUAUAUCUCCCAAAGGAUAAGCCAUUGCUUACACCAGAUGAUUCUUAACCUGUCUUCGAUCUGAUAUUUACAGUAUGCUAUCCAGUAUAUUCUUUUCCCUUUCCUCAAUCUUCUUUCAAUAAAAAAAUGCACUAUGUUAUUAAACAUUUUGCUGACAUACGUUGCCUCACUUGUUAGAAAUAGAGCUCAGAUACUUCCCCAAUUGGAGCACUUACCAAACUAUUGCAUUUUAGCCUAAAAGUAGAUCAUCAUCAAUCUAAGUUUCAAAUUCUUGAAACUCUUUCCUAAUCAGUCACUUCAAAAAACACAUCUACGCAAAAAAUCCAACUGAAACGAUUCAGCGAAGCCGAUGACAAAGAAAAUUUGAUAACUCUAUAUAUACUCAUAAAACAUCAGAUAAGCG